GUCAUUUAAAAGUGUCUUGAUUUCAUGACGUACUACGUAUAUAAAGUUAUAAACAGCACAGGAGGAGAGACACAGGAGCAAACAAUCAAGCGUGUCAGGUUGCGACUUGUGACAAACAUGCAUACGGACGCAGGCGACGAUUUUUCCGAGAGUUGCAGGAGCACGGAGCACUUCGUCCUUGUGCAUGGCGCCGGCCAUGGCGCCUGGUGCUGGUUCAGGCUCCUCCGCCUGCUCCAAGACUCCGGCCACCGUGUCUCCGCCGUCGACCUCGCCGGCGCGGCCGGCAGCCUCGUCGAUCCCAACCACGUCCGCUCCUUCGACGACUACAACGCGCCGCUCCUUGACCUCAUGGCCAGCUUACCGGCCGGCGACAAGGUAAUUUUGAUUGGACAUAGUGCAGGAGGUCUAAGCGUUGUCCAUGCAAUGCAUUUGUUUGGGGACAGAAUUAAGCAGGCAAUCUUCAUCGCAGCAACCAUGCUUCAGUUCGGCUACCAAACUGAACAAGACAUCAAAGAUGGUGUACCUGAUUUAUCCGAGCAUGGAGAUGUGUAUGACCUGACAUUUGGUCUAGGAGCUGAUCAUCCGCCUACAGCUGUGGCAUUAAGAAAGGAGUUCCAACGCAUUAUUCUCUAUCAACAAAGCCCCCAAGAGGACUCUGCACUAGCUUCCAUUCUACUCCGGCCAUGGCCAACGGCGCUCAGCACGGCCAGAUUCACCGGCGACGAUGGAGGAGUUGAGAGCUUCAUCGACAGGGUCCGCCGCGUCUACAUAAAGACGGAGAACGACCGGAUGGUGCAGCCGGAGCAACAGGAGGCAAUGAUCCGCCGGUGGCCGCCAAGCAAGGUGAUGGUCAUGGACACCGACCACAGCCCCUUCUUUUCCGCGCCGGAGCUUCUCUUCAACCUCAUCCUCAAGUCGCUGUGACCGCACCAUGCAUAUUCACAUUCCAAGCUAGAAGACGCUUCUCUCCUGCAUGAUGUACCUGCUGAUCACCAACGACUUCCUUGAUUCUACAAUAUGUGGUGUGUGUUUAUACACGUAAGAUUAGACCGUUACCAAGCAAAUCAACAAGGGUCUAGUGUUUUUCUUCCGCCUUACGCUCAAAUCAGUGUACAUUAACAGGACCUAUAUCACAUGGAAAAUAUGAAUACAGGAAUAAUAACAGGACAUAUAUUCCGCGGAGUUUUUUUUUUUAAGUAAAGUGUAUUGGCGGUCCUUAAUCUUGUAGGGUUGUCAUAUAGAUCCCUAAACUCUCAAAAUGCAUAUCCAAGUCUCAGAA
Oryza sativa Japonica Group (Japanese rice) is the source of this 1279-nucleotide messenger RNA. Its product is annotated as methylesterase 17. Gene Ontology annotation, biological process: salicylic acid metabolic process; jasmonic acid metabolic process. The record is from RefSeq and is a predicted model, not a curated record. Gene Ontology annotation, molecular function: methyl indole-3-acetate esterase activity; methyl jasmonate esterase activity; methyl salicylate esterase activity. Lineage: Eukaryota; Viridiplantae; Streptophyta; Magnoliopsida; Poales; Poaceae.